CAGACAGCGUUGCAUUCAACUUUGCAGUGAAUAAUCAUUGUCGAUUAAGCUUAUUGCAAUGGCAGAUCAUAAUUCUCAUCGGAGCUCCGACGUGGAAGCUGUGCCGAAGGAGCGUGAGAAAGCUUCGAAUACGGAUAUUCUGAGGGAGUCUUGGUCUAAGAAGGCUUUGAUCGUCGCGUUUACUGGGUACGUUCAUCUAAUUGGGCAUAUGUUUCAUCUAACAAUUUAGCUUGUUUGCAACGACUUUUGUAUGCCAAUUCCUCAAGUACGCGACAAAGGUCUACGAUGCAUACGCUACCUCUGCGUUCCAGCGCCAUUCAGCGCUUGCGACAGCCAAUGUCGUUAGUACAAUCAUCGGUCUCGUUACAUAUCCCAUCAUGGCAAAGUUCUCCAACGUGUUUGGUAGAGCUGAAGGUCUAACAUUUUCAAUCCUCUUCCUCGUCCUCUCGCAAGUGAUGUACGCAGCAUGUCAAAACAUCGCAACCUAUAUCGCCGGCGGAAUCUUUGAAUCAAUCGGCGAUACCGGCUACGUCAUCAUGCAACAGGUCUUCAUCGCCGACACGACAAGCCUCAUCAACCGUGGUCUCUGGACAUCCCUCCCCGAAUCCUUCGCUUCCAUCCCAACAUUAUACCUCGGGUCCAUUGUCGCUGACAGUGUUCUCAAGCACUCGACCUGGCGCUGGGGUUACGGAAUGUGGGCUCUCAUCCUACCCUUCUGCGCGGCACCUCUCAUUAUUACUUUAUAUGUCCUUCAGCGACGCGCGAGAAAGGCGGGAUAUAGACGAAAGGGCGCUUGGGACGCAGCUGAUAAAACACAGCCUUUGAGCAAGAGGAUCGUGAAUCUUGUCUGGGUUGAUCUCGACAUUCUUGGUGCUGUGCUUCUUGUCCUCGGUCUUGGUCUCACCCUCAUUCCGCUUUCGCUUACGGGUGCGAGGAAUAGUGAUCGCUGGGACCAGGGGAGCUACAUCGCCAUGCUAGUCAUUGGCGUUGUCGUCAUCGGCGUGUUUUUCGUCUGGGAUACAAAGUUUGCCAAGGUUCCAUUCGUUCCAUUCCGAAUGAUCAAGGAGAGAACUGUCGUUGCAGCUUGUGUUUUAUCCAUGCUGGACUUUUUCCAUUAUUCUUGCUUUACGCUCUUCUUUCCGAGUUAUCUCCAAGUCGCUGGGGGUUUCAGUCCUGGACACGCUACUCGCAUUGAUAACGCUCUUCGUGUCGCGUUCCAGAUCGCUUCGGUGCUCGUUGGUGUUUUGAUGAAGUACACUAAGCGCAGCCAGAUCUUUGUCUUUAUCGGUGUUCCGCUUUGUGUUCUUGGUCAAGGCCUCAUGAUUCACUUUGUCAACAUGAACGGAGGCCACGCCAAUGAAGCUUCUUUCAUCACAGCAAAGACUCUUGUCGGCGUUGGUCGUGCAUUCUACCAAACCGCUGCUCAAGUCUCUAUCCAGGCUCUCGUCGCCAAGGAAGACGUCCCCGUCGUGACGGGUGUAUACUACGCAGCCAUGAACUUUGGCGGAGCCGUCGGUACCAGCGUCGGCGGCGCUAUCUGGAACAACAUCCUCCCCCAGAAACUCACGACAUAUCUCCCCGAGCAAGCCAAGCCCAAUGCCUUCAAGAUCUACAAGUCCAUCGUCGUCGCGCAGAAAUUCGCAAAGGGCACACCUGUUCGCGCUGCUAUUGAUCAAGCGUAUCGUGAGACACAGCGCCUUCUCGCUAUCGCUGCGACGUGCUCUCUUGCGCCGAUGUUGAUUGUUAUGUUUGCGCUCAAGGCUGUUGAUUUGACAAAGGGUUGAUGAGGCCAAGAUUGAGGAGAAUAAGUCUACUGAUGGGGAGAUUGAACCAGCUGUUAUGAGGGAGAGCGUGCAGGUGAAGAACUAGGAUGUUUAGAUACCUUAGCUGUAGAUUGAUUGACGGUGGUAGUGCAUUGAGUCAUGAUAUGGGUGCACUGCAUCGCGUGUAGCCACUCUAGUUCAGUGGACUCGAUGCUGAUCCUCUGUAGCGUGUCCACUAAAGUUCACUCACCCUACAGUGGACAGAGUGCGAUGAGAUUUAUCAUCACAUUGAUUCUUUCGCCUGACAUCUUGGACUAAAAGCAUGAAUCCGAUAUUCUGUCUUUACCCAUGCCAAUUGACUACCUACAGCCGAUACCCCGACGGGUCUGACUACAGCAGUGAAGCCAUCGCCAUCAGCGACAGAACCAGUCCAACCAAACUAUGACCAAGCUUGACACCAGCCGAAUUAUCCCCUCCAUUGGCGUUUCCACCACCCGCACUCUCCUCCUUCUCCC
This is a messenger RNA of Fusarium verticillioides 7600, 2278 nucleotides long. RefSeq lists its product as hypothetical. The record is from RefSeq and is a predicted model, not a curated record. Gene Ontology annotation, biological process: siderophore transmembrane transport. Gene Ontology annotation, molecular function: siderophore-iron transmembrane transporter activity. NCBI's taxonomy places the organism in Eukaryota, Fungi, Ascomycota, Sordariomycetes, Hypocreales, Nectriaceae. The transcript is spliced from 5 exons. Bases 378 to 1784 code for a protein of 468 amino acids.